AUGGACAAGUUAAGUGGAACACAAGAAUGGCAGCCAUUGCCUUCUCAAGAACAGCUGCCUGAGAACUUUGCUCCUUCUAAGCCAUUGGACCUUGAAAGGUGGAAAGAGGUCUCCAUCAAGCUAGGCUGUUCCCAUUUCUGUGGUGGCAGUUGUGAUGAUGUGGUGGUCACUGCAGCUCAGUGUGUUGUGGAUCUCGAUCUAUUGUGCUAUCCGUUACUUACCUGGAAGGGUUCUUCUCAUAUCAUAUUUUAUAUCGGUGAUUCUGGAGGCCCACUAGCAUGUAGAAAGGCCAGUGGCAUCUGGACCUUGGCAGGCAUCACCUCGUGGGGAAUUGGUUGUGCGAGGUGGCUUACUGGCAAGAGGAUUGAUGAACCUGGGCCAAGCUUUCUGUCUGCACCCAGCCUAGAAGAGUGCAAUUCCCAUGGAAUGCUGGUGUUUGGUGAAAGUGGCCUUGUUUGGUACCCCUGCCUGGCUGAAGACAACUACCUUGACAAUAGAUGGUGCAUCUGGAACCUAACUGUGUCUGAAGACAAGAUCUUUCUUGUGGAACUUAUCAAAGUAGACACAGAAGAUCAGACCGAAUGUGACCGUGACUAUGUUUCUUUCUAUUCAAGCAAGAAGGAAUUAACUGGUAAAAUCUGUGGUAAUGUCUUGUCUUCCCCCUUGCUGAUAGAGUCUGACCAAGCUGUUGUUAUAUUUGUGUCUGACAGCAGCAUUAAUGGCAGAGGCUCUGAAUUUACCUUCAGCGCUGUGCAUCAAGCAUCUGAAGCAGGCUCUGGCUGUGGCAGUGUUGCAAUGCUGGUGGAAGAAGGAAAGAUUGACACGGCUAAUUACCCUGGCUUGUAUCCCAGCAGCACAAAAUGCCACCGGCUCAUUGAAGCCCCAGCGGACCGUGUCAUCAAGAGAGGUUGGGAGGAUUUCCUUUUGAGACUUUGCAGUUGAAAUCAGGAUUGUAUUUACGAUACUGUUGUUGUUUAUGAUGACACUGUAGAAGAGUACCAGCUAGCAGUCCUCUGUGGUUUCUCAAUUCUUCCACCUGUGUGGAGCACUGGGAACAUCAUGCUGAUCCGCUUUGGGAGUGACGAGGAAAAUAACUUCAGAGGAUUCAAGGCCAGGUUUGCUUUUUUCUCUUCCUCAUUUGGUCCCUCUUCUCCACCUCCUGCUGCAUAUAUUUGUGGUUCUCCCCCCUUUGGUCCCCAUAGGCAGCCAACACAUAUCAUUGGGGGAGAAGAAGUCUGUCACCACUGCUGGCCCUGGCAUGUGAGUUUACACUUUCUGGGUGAUUAUAAGUGUGGAGGUGCCAUCGUCAACCCAACUUGGGUGCUCACAGCAGCUCACUGUGUAAAGAUAACAAAAAAUCCAUCAUAUUGGACUGUAGUUGCUGGAAACCAUGACAAAGAAGCCACUGAGCAGGUGAGAAGAGUCAACAGCAAUUCAGUGCAUCAAGUCUUUGAUGUUGCAAGUUAUGAUUCUGAUAGUGCCCUUGUCCAGCUGCAAACGCCACUUAUCUAUAGUGCAGCGGUGAGACCAGUAUGCUUGCCAAGUUACAUGGAGCCGUCACCGUCCUUUGUGCUUUGUACUGUGACUGGCUGGGGGGAUUCAGGUCUGCUGGUUUGCCAAAAUGAAAACAAGCCAUUUAUGCUCAAUGGAAUCGCUAGUUGGGGCGUUGGCUGUGCCCAGCCCAAGAAACCAGGUGUUUAUACAAGAGUGAGUGCCUUUUUUGACUGGAUAAUAUCUAUAAUGAAAGAGAAGGGACCAGUGGAGAUGCCAGUCAGUAACACUGGUCUUGAAACCUCAUGCUGUAGUUGCCACUGGGGGAUUGUUGCCCCAUUAAAUGCCAUCAUUCGACUGGACUUCCUGGCCUUUGUAGUUGAGAAUUUCCUUCCCAAAUGUCAUGGUGGACUUAUACUUUAUGAAGGAUUUGGACCCACAAGAGAGAUGCUUGGUAACUUCUGUAACGAAACUCCAAAUUAUCCAUUAAAGUCAUGCACCUCCAUGAUGAUGCUGAACUUCACUUCUGGCACAGAUACAAAUAUGAAAGGUUUUGCUCUUGCCUACAAAACCCAGGAAAUACAGUCCAGUCCUGUACCAGAUAGAGUAAGAGAUACUCAGAAAUAAUGUCCAGUCUUGGAUUUGGUCUUGUCGGUCACAGAAAUAGUUUCUCCAAAUUAUCGACAUCCCAAUUUACUAAGCUGCACUGAGACAAUCUAUUCUGCUUUGGGAAGCAAACUGAAUGUGAUAAGAGAUUUUGUUAUUGAGGAUGCUAAAGACUGCAUUUGGGACUCCCUGAGCUUUUAUGAUGGACCAGAUAGACAUUCACAAUUGCUUGGAACACUGUGUGGCCACAAACAGAACCUUCAGCUGCUUUCAAGCAGCAGCUACCUGACUGUGCGUUUCAGAACAGAUGGCUCAGCUGGGGCCAGGGGCUUCAAGAUCAGUUUCGAAGAGAUGAAUCAAGGACCAGUUCAGAGAAGCAAGAACGGAAUAGAACCCAACAGUCCAUGCGGUACUCAGAUCUCAGUGAAAGCUGUGCAGUUUCAUACUGACUUCAGUGGUUUUCUGCCCAGCAGUGAUAUCAGUAUGUUAGAACUGGAAAUCCCCAUUCAGACAGGAGAUACCGUAGCACUUAUCUGUUUGUCAGAACAGGAGAAGGAAAUGGCCACUGAUGCAAAGUGCUUGGCUACAGAAUGGGACAUAACAGGCUCAGAUGAGGAUACUGUGACAAUUGAUACCGAAGUAACUGGGGCAGCAGUCAAAGCAUGA
Messenger RNA from Candoia aspera, 2763 nucleotides. RefSeq names its product ovochymase 1 (gene OVCH1). Gene Ontology annotation, biological process: proteolysis. Gene Ontology annotation, molecular function: serine-type endopeptidase activity. Lineage: Eukaryota; Metazoa; Chordata; Lepidosauria; Squamata; Candoiidae. The record is from RefSeq and is a predicted model, not a curated record.